CCUAAAAACUUUCUUUCAGAGCAGACACAAACACAGAGAGGCUUUAAGCCAGAGUUUGUUGUUGUGCUGAACAAGCAUGGAUUUAAUGGAAUUGUUUUUCAUUUCUCUUGGUACUGUGGUUGUUGUCUACUAUGGAGUGAAACUGCUGCUUUUCAGUAGGAUGCUUUUUCCAAGAAUGUGGUUUCCACUGUCGAAGUCCUUUUUCAGCUCUAUGGGAGAGUGGGCAGUGGUGACUGGCUCUUCAGAAGGCAUCGGAAGAGCAUAUGCAUUUGUGCUAGCUGAGCAAGGAAUGAAUGUGGUAAUCAUGAGUAGAACCAAAGUCAAAUUGGACCAGGUGGCCAAGGAAAUAGGUGACACCACAGGGCAGAGGGUGAAAGUGAUAGUAACAGACUUUACAAAGGAAAACAUCUUCAGUGAAAUUGAGGAACAGCUUAGGGACCUCAACAUUGGGGUUUUAGUCAAUAAUGUAGGCAUCCUGCCCAGCUUCAUCCCCUGCAAAUUCCUUGAGUCUGUAGAGCUGGACCAGACAAUUACAAAUGUGAUAAACUGCAAUGUGAAAACUAUGACCAAGAUGUGCAAAAUAAUCCUUCCAGGCAUGGAGAACAGGGGAAAAGGGGUGAUUGUGAAUAUUUCGUCUGGAGUUGCCUCUAUUCCAUUUCCCCUGUACACCCUGUAUGCUGCAUCUAAGGUGUUUGUGGAAAGAUUUUCUCGAGGUCUUCAAGCUGAAUACAAAGAUAAAGGGAUUAUUAUACAGGCAGUGGCUCCAUUUGGAGUCUCCACUCGAAUGGCAGCUUACCAACAGACCAACAUAGUGACUCUGUCACCAGAAGACUUCGUAAAAAGCUCCCUGCAGUACCUCAGAGCUGGAGACAAAACACAUGGCAGUGUCUGUCACACAGUUCUGGGCAGGUUACUGCAGUCUAUUCCUCUCAAGGUUCUCUAUGCAGACUCUAUGCUACACAGCCUACAAGACUAUGUCAAAAAUAAAGCAGCACAGAAGAUAUCCAUCUCUGCAACAAGAGCAACUUUUGAAAACGCUCAGAAUAAAUAACCAGAUACAGCAAUGUAAAGACAUUUGGCUUGAAUACUGAAUUCAGUUUUUGAAUAUGUUUUCUGUUUCUGAAAGUAAAUGAUUAUUAAUAGUUACUGUACAGUGGUACUUUUUGUUUGUAUAUUGUGCUACAUUGUGAAUAAGCAACCCUCAGGAAAGUACCUUUAUUAAUGGUAUCAAGUUCUUCAGUUCUUAAUAUUUAGAGGGAUUGAGACAUCAGUUUUUUGUUCUUUAAAAAAAAGAAAACUUCCCUGGCACAGUGUUUAUCCCUCUUUACAUCUCUGCUUUAGCUAUUCCAAACAUACACUCAGUGUCCACUAUAUUAGGUACACCUGCACAAUCUAAUGCGAUCCAAUACAACUGUGCUGCAAUAAAGUCUACUUUUAUGAAGCCUACAAUGUUCCAUUUUUUUACACUGUCAGAGAGGUGUUAAUUUAAUAUCUUUUAGCAUUAAACUCAUAGUCAUACUGUUGUUGUGGUGUUGUACUGAACUGCAUUAUACUGAAAUGUGUUUCUAAUAUUCUGACCCUGCUCAUAUAUGUAAAUAGGGAGGACAAAAAAUUAGAAACACCUCUCAAUAUAAUGUAGUCCGAGUUAACGAUGACCUCAGUAAUAAACAUAUAAUUGAAUUUACACAGUGUAGAUAAAAACAUUAUGAGCUUCGUAACAGUAGAAUUUAUGACAGAGCUGUUGUACUGAAUUUCAAUAGAUUGUACAGGUGUACCUAAUAAAGUGGCCACUGAGUGUACAUUUAUUACCAUUCAUGGGCAUCAUGCCCCCAAGGGGGCACAGUUUCACAACUCUGUGGCAGUAAUGUGCAAGUUUCCCUCAAAUUUUAUUUGAUCUUAUUUACUUGUCAUUUUUAUCAAUACAUCUGCUCCAUUUUAUUGUAUGAGUUGACAUUAAUAGACUUAUUUUGAUACAAUUUGUUGGUAUUUGUGAAUAUUUCCUUGAAUAUAUUUCAAUGUAAAUGUUAAGUAAGUAAAAAAAUAUCAGUUAUAAUGCACCUGCAGUUAUUCAUGAAAUAUUUUUGAUGCUGAUAAAACCAUUUUUCAGUGGUGA
This is a messenger RNA of Siniperca chuatsi (mandarin fish), 2113 nucleotides long. It is a transcript of the gene hsd17b3, whose product is annotated as hydroxysteroid (17-beta) dehydrogenase 3. The transcript is spliced from 11 exons. Gene Ontology annotation, molecular function: testosterone dehydrogenase (NADP+) activity. Bases 77 to 1051 code for a protein of 324 amino acids. NCBI's taxonomy places the organism in Eukaryota, Metazoa, Chordata, Actinopteri, Centrarchiformes, Sinipercidae. Gene Ontology annotation, cellular component: endoplasmic reticulum. The record is from RefSeq and is a predicted model, not a curated record.